Seriola aureovittata is the source of this 4867-nucleotide messenger RNA. RefSeq names its product glycerol-3-phosphate dehydrogenase 1 like (gene gpd1l). The record is from RefSeq and is a predicted model, not a curated record. NCBI's taxonomy places the organism in Eukaryota, Metazoa, Chordata, Actinopteri, Carangiformes, Carangidae. Gene Ontology annotation, cellular component: glycerol-3-phosphate dehydrogenase (FAD) complex; cytosol. Bases 105 to 1160 code for a protein of 351 amino acids. Gene Ontology annotation, molecular function: glycerol-3-phosphate dehydrogenase [NAD(P)+] activity; protein homodimerization activity; NAD binding. The transcript is spliced from 8 exons. Gene Ontology annotation, biological process: carbohydrate metabolic process; glycerol-3-phosphate catabolic process.
GACGACGCGGAUCGUCGUCCCCGCGGUGUCUCCGCUGAUUAAAACGGUGUUCCCUGUAGAGAAGAAGAGCCGGAGCGGGCAGUUGAGCUCCGGCAGCAUCAUCCAUGGCGUCUCCGCUCAAAGUGUGCAUAGUGGGCUCCGGGAACUGGGGCUCAGCCAUCGCCAGGAUCAUUGGAAACAAUGCCAGGUCACUGCAGCGAUUCGCCACCACAGUCAAGAUGUGGGUGUUUGAGGAAAACAUCGACGGCAGGAAGUUGACCGACAUCAUCAACAUGGAGCAUGAAAACAUCAAGUACCUGCCUGGAUACAAACUGCCAGAGAAUGUGGUGGCUGUCCCGAAGCUCUGCGAUGCUGCCGAGGGAGCCGACCUGCUGGUGUUUGUUGUCCCUCACCAGUUCAUCAGGAAGCUCUGUGAUGAGAUGGUGGGCUGCGUCUCCACCAGAGCUCGGGGAAUCACACUGAUCAAGGGGAUAGACGAGGGCCCCGAGGGCCUGAAGCUCAUCUCUGACAUCAUCCGAGAGAAGAUGGGGAUUGACGUCAGCGUCCUCAUGGGAGCAAACAUCGCCAACGAGGUGGCAGCUGAGAAGUUCUGUGAAACCACCAUCGGCAGCAGGAUCCUGGAGAACGGGCUCCUGUUCAAAGAGCUGCUGCAGACUCCAAACUUCAGGAUCACAGUGGUGGAUGAUGCUGACACAGUGGAGCUGUGUGGAGCUCUGAAGAACAUUGUGGCGGUGGGUGCAGGCUUCUGUGACGGGCUGCGGUGCGGUGACAACACCAAGGCGGCUGUGAUCCGUCUGGGGCUGAUGGAGAUGAUAGCCUUCGCUAAACUCUUCUCUAAGAACGACUGUGUCUCCACGGCAACCUUUCUGGAGAGCUGCGGCGUGGCCGACCUCAUCACUACAUGCUACGGCGGCCGCAACCGGCGAGUGGCCGAGGCCUUCGCUAAAACGGGAAAGAGCAUCGAGGAGCUGGAGAAGGAGAUGCUGAACGGUCAGAAGCUACAGGGACCAGCCACCUCAGCUGAGGUUUACCACAUCCUGAGACAGAAGGGCCUGGUGGACAAGUUCCCGCUCUUCACGGCGGUCUACCAGAUCUGUUUCGAGGGGAGGCCGAUCAAUGAGAUGAUCUCCUGCCUGCAGAGCCACCCGGAGCACAUGUGAUCCACCUGGUGGGUCCCACAGACGCUGCUGAAGGGAUUCAUGUUCACACCAAGAUCAGUGUAACAUCAAGUCAGCCUCACUCAGCAUGAAAAGAUAAUGCCUGUCAUCAUUUCACCUAAAACUAAUGUGGACCAAUGUAAACCAAAAACCAGAGCUGCCAGAAUCCAACAGUUUUUUUUAUUCGUUUGUACAAAAGAGGAAACUGCUCUGAGUCGUCGGGUCUGCUGACCUCCUCCAUCCAAACGUGUAGUUUAACAGAGCAGACGUGCGAUUCAGUGCUGCACGGUAGAUAUUUGACACUUCUCAUUAUUUCCUGUAUCUGUCGAAGCCGGUCUCUGAUUGGAGGAAAGCAUUUACAGCGAUCUCCACCUUCCCCUGGCUGGUAUUUUCACAUGGUGCUCCUCAGACCUUGAACUCAAAUCCACCAGCGCCACCCUGUGGUUAAACAGCACAAAACAUCAAGCUGUUGACAUUUUAAAGGAUGACUCUGGUUUAUUACAACAACAAUAAUUUUUUGGACAUUAUAUUGCCUUUAAUCUGACAGACACAGAGACAGGGAGACAGGAGGGUCAGGGAGAGAGAGAGAGGGGCCACGGGUGGGACUCGAACCCGGGGCCGCUGCUGUGAGGAGUGAACCUAAAUGAUACGCACUCUCCCAGGUGAGCCACCGGGACAUCCUCUAUUACAGCUAUUACUCACAGUCUUGACAUCAGUAAUGUUAAUAAGACUGUACUCACCAUAUUAAAUGAAGACUGUCGGUCAUGUCUGGCUGUAGAAGCUCUUUGGGUCUCUGAGUUUCCUCCAGCUUCCUGAAUACAAACUCAUUUUACAGGUUUAAAGGUUUGUUAGUCAGACACAAACACAGACGUUAGCUCCUGAGAUUAGCUGCCAGCUUAGAGCUCAGGAUCAACAACAAACAUCUGUUGUUACAGUUUGAUGGACAGCAUCAUGUGCUGCUGCUGUUUCCACCACAGAUGAACUAAUAAGAUGAAUGGAAGCUGAAUCCAGGGCGUGGUACUGUACACGCUGCUCAUUAGGACACCUGUUGGCGCAGAGCCAUGAUUUACUUCUUCAAAUUUGGCACAAAUGUCCACUUGGACUCAAGGAUGAACUGAUUAGACUUUAGUGGUCAAAGGUCAAAGUCACUGUGACCUUACACAACCAAACCUUUUUGGCCACAACUCACAAAUUCAUUCACUAAUUAUGACACAAUUGAACUAAAAUGUCUAUGAGGAUAAAUUGAAGUAGUAACAUUUAUAUCCAAAAGGUCAAAGGUCAACCUUCACUGUGACAUCAUAAUGUUCCGCAAAAACACUUCUGGCCAUGAUUCAAUGAUGUAACUCAGGAAGGAGAGACUGUGACCAUAUUUGGUCCAACUUGUCCGGUUGGCGGAGGGAUACAACCGUGAGGUGGUAAAUCUAGUUCUUACAGCUUUUAACUUGGUGAGAACAGCCUUAUCAUAACUGAUUCAAAUUAUGGCCCCAGUUGCAACAUUUAGACCCGAUCAGUAAUAAAGCAGAAGAGUCCUUUAAAUGUCACAUGACCUGGUCAGUCAGUGGGAUGAAAAAGCUCCAUUUCUCAGUCCACUCCACUGAUGUUGUAAGAUACACUCUGGUGACAGUCGUAGUGUUUAUAUACAGGUUUUGCUGGUGUAGUCUGUAACUGCAGGUGUCUCCUUUAUGUCUGCUUGUUAAUGAAAGAUGGCGCCCUCACCCUGAACCCUUAUUGAUAACAUAUAUUUCCUGGUUUGUGACCAAAUGUUGAGGCGGAGCCUGUGUGUUGUCACUGCGACAGCACAGUGGUCGUCAGGUUCUCACAUAUCAACAGGCAGAUGCUGUUAAUUACCUGAGACAAUUAAAACUACCAGCUGCUAAAAGCCUGCCUGCAGACACCAGCAUGACACUGACGCCCUGCAGUCACGUCCUGCUCAGCACCAUCAGCAGUGAACAAUGCGUUGUGAAGAAUAGUUACUGUGUUUCAGUAUCUUGGUAUUCAUUUAUUUUCUCUCAGGUAAACAGACAGGUGUGUUUAAAAAUUCAUAAAUCCUAUUGUACAUGAGAAAAGACAUGGAGCUCUACAAAUCUGUUGCUUCUUAAAUGGGUGACAUACAGUAUUUAUGGAAGAUAACGAGUGACUUCACUAACCUGCGCUAUGUUUUGGUAAACCAGCAUUAUAUCCAUGUGAAAUAUAUCCAGUAUAUUUCUGAGUGUUUCUCUUUAAGCUUCCUGAUUGUUGCCAACUGUCUAACUCUGUCUGACUGUAUGGGGCUCAUUUGUAUGUAAGUGAUUUUUUUUUGUUUUGUUCAAGUUUCCUCAUAGAGCUGUUGACCAGAGUGCCACAUGGUCACUGUGUGGUAAACAGUCCCAGGUGCUUCUUAAUUUACAAGUUUAGGGACGUGACUGUUGCUGUUCACUUCACAGUGCAGGGUCUGGAACAGGGUUCACUUCCUCCUCACUGCUUCACUGAGCGGUGACAGCUGUAGUCAGAGGUUUUGUUUCAGGGUCAGACUCAUUCUUGUGACCGUGAUACCUCAUUAACACCCUGAGGGAACUUCUUCAGAUUAGCCACAAACGAUCACAAAGGCUGCGUCUGAAAUCACUCAUACUCCCACUAUAGUCCACUGUACAGAGAGUCCACCAUUUUGUAUUGUUAUAUCAGUAUACUCUAUAUAGUGGACGCAUAGUAUCCCACAAUGCAUCAUGAAAAGUAGUGCGCAGCCGAUGGUCGUGGAACAGUCCUCCUCACAGGACUCCCUGGAUGAUGAGUAGAGGAGUGAAUGAGUGAGUGAUUUCAGACACAAGCUUCUUCAGACUCAAGGAUGAACUAAUCAGAUCUUGGUGGCCAGAGGUAAAAGGUCAAAGGUCAAAGGUCAGACAAAGGUGACCCCACACAACACCCUUUUGGCCACAAUUCAAGAAUUUAUAGAUUCAUUAUGACACCGUUUAACUCAAAUGUCUAAUAGGAUAAAAUGAAGUGAUGACAUUUUAUAUCUCAAAGGUCAAAGGUCAACUUCACAGUGACAUAAUGUUCUGCAAAAACACCUCUGGUCAUUAUUGAAUGCUGUGACUCAGGAACAGAAGGAGCGGUUGUGGUCAGAUCCUGAACUGGUGACACUGACCCUGAUGUCCACCUUUUAACUGUUUAGGUCUUCUGUGCUGCUGAGUAUAUUACCUUACUUUAUUAUUCCGGACGGACAUGCAUGUGAACUACAUCUUGACUGGUUGGUGGAGGUGAAUGACGUGAAGUUCACCAGCACCGUCUCAUGUGGACAGACCAGAGCUCACAUUAUCUUCAGAUUGGCAGCUUUCAGUUCUUACAGUUGUUUGUGUUUUCAUGUUUCAUGUCACAGUCCAUCCUCACUGUAGGUUAGUGUUGCUACACUUACACACACACACACACACACACACACACACACACACACACACACACUCACACACACGGAUCUGACCUGGUAAAACUGAAAAAUAUAACAGAUACUAUAACUACGUACAAACUCUCCACACUGUGGUUUUAGGGGUCGAAGGUCUUCACCAUGAGAGAGAACCGAUGUUACUUCAGUCUGAUUUUGCCUUUCUAUGAUUUGGACUGUAACAUUAGUAAAGAGGAUCCUGGUGUCUUUCUGUUUAAAUAAAGUUGAUGUUUCCUGCCUGUGAUGUUUGAGAUAAUGAGUCCUGGUCUGAAUAAACAACUAUCCUCACUAAUCCUAA